Messenger RNA from Cebus imitator (Panamanian white-faced capuchin), 3113 nucleotides. RefSeq names its product amine oxidase copper containing 3 (gene AOC3). Gene Ontology annotation, cellular component: Golgi apparatus; endoplasmic reticulum; early endosome. Gene Ontology annotation, molecular function: primary methylamine oxidase activity; copper ion binding; quinone binding. Gene Ontology annotation, biological process: response to antibiotic; amine metabolic process. Lineage: Eukaryota; Metazoa; Chordata; Mammalia; Primates; Cebidae. The record is from RefSeq and is a predicted model, not a curated record.
CGGGGGUUGGGGAAGAAGCUGGGCUGAGGGCAAGCGAGGCUGCUCUGCACAGAUCCCCUCCCUUCCCGGGAUGAGCUGCAUUUUCAUGCUCAGGCUGGCUGGCUGCAUUAUCUCGAAAUUUUCCUUCCCCUUCCCCCCAGCCUCAACUCUCCCCAACUCCAACCCUGACCCACAGCGUAGAGUCUGAUUUGGAGCAUGGAAGACAAAACCAUGUAAGGUCUGUGGAAAUCACAGCUGCUCAGACCCGCCUCCGGCUCUGGCCACCCCGCCCCCUUGCCCCAGCCUCCCUGUGUCCUUCCCACCCUUAGUCCCAGGCAUCUGACUACUGGGAACCUCAGCCAGAGUCCAGGAGCGCCCCCCGCCACCAUCAGAGCCCCCGUCUUGCUGGCCUGAGAAUACAUUGCUCUCCUUUGGUUGAAUCUGCUAUCCGUCUUCACUGGAAAAUGAACCAGAAGACCAUCCUGGUGCUCCUCGCUCUCGCUGUCAUCACCAUCUUUGCGUUGGUUUGUGUCCUGCUAGUGGGCAGGGGUGGAGAUGGGGGUGAACCCAGCCAGCUUCCCCACUGCCCCUCCAUAUUUCCCAGUGCCCAGCCUUGGCCACACCCUAGCCAGAGCCAGCUGUUUGCAGACCUGAGCCCAGAGGAGCUGACAGCUGUGAUGCGCUUUCUGACCCAGCGGCUGGGGCCAGGGCUGGUGGAUGCAGCCCAGGCCCGGCCCUCGGACAACUGUGUCUUCUCAGUGGAGCUGCAGCUGCCUCCCAAGGCGGCAGCCCUGGCCCACCUGGACAGGGGGAGCCCCCCACCUGCCCGGGAGGCACUGGCCAUCGUCCUCUUUGGUGGACAACCCCAGCCCAACGUGAGUGAGCUGGUGGUGGGGCCGCUGCCUCACCCCUCCUACAUGCGGGAUGUGACCGUGGAGCGUCAUGGAGGCCCCCUGCCCUAUCACCGCCGCCCCGUGCUAUUCCGAGAGUACCUGGACAUAGACCGGAUGAUCUUCGACAGAGAGCUGCCCCAGGCUUCUGGGCUUCUGCACCACUGUUGCUUCUACAAGCCCCGGGGACGGAACCUGGUGACAAUGACCACGGCUCCCCAUGGUCUACAGUCAGGGGACCGGGCCACCUGGUUUGGCCUCUACUACAACAUCUCAGGGGCUGGGAUCUUCCUCCACCAUGUGGGCUUGGAGCUGCUGGUGGACCAUAAGGCCCUGGACCCUGCCCGCUGGAGCAUCCGGAAGGUGUUCUAUCAAGGCCGCUACUAUGACAGCCUGGCCCAGCUGGAGGCCCAGUUUGAGGCCGGCCUGGUGAACGUGGUGCUGAUCCCAGACAAUGGCACAGGUGGGUCCUGGUCCCUGAAGUCCCCUGUGCCCCCGGGUCCGGCUCCCCCUCUGCAGUUCUAUCCCCAGGGUCCCCGCUUCAGUGUCCAGGAAAGUCGAGUGACCUCCUCACUGUGGACUUUCUCCUUUGGCCUCGGAGCAUACAGUGGCCCAAGGAUCUUUGACGUUCGCUUCCAGGGAGAACGACUAGCUUAUGAGAUCAGCCUCCAAGAGGCCUUGGUCAUCUAUGGUGGAAAUUCCCCAGCAGCAAUGGUGACCCGCUAUGUGGAUGGAAGCUUUGGCAUGGGCAAGUACUCCACGUCCCUUACCCGUGGGGUGGACUGCCCCUACCUGGCCACCUACGUGGACUGGCACUUCCUUUUGGAGUCCCAGACCCCCAGGACAAUACGCGAUGCCUUUUGUGUGUUUGAGCAAAACCAGGGCCUCCCCCUGCGGCGGCACCACUCAAAUCUCUACUCCUACUACUUUGGGGGCCUUGCGGAAACGGUGCUGGUCGUCAGAUCUGUGUCCACUAUGCUCAACUAUGACUAUGUGUGGGAUAUGGUCUUCCACCCCAGUGGGGCCAUAGAAUUCAGAUUCCAUACCACAGGCUACAUCAGCUCAGCAUUCCUCUUUGGUGCUACUGGGAAGUACGGGAACCAAGUUGCAGAGCACACCCUGGGCACAGUCCACACCCAUAGCGCCCACUUCAAAGUGGAUCUGGAUGUAGCAGGACUGGAGAACUGGGUCUGGGCCGAGGAUAUGGCCUUUGUCCCCAUGGAUGUGCCCUGGAGCCCUGAGCACCAGAUGCAGAGGCUGCAGGUGACCCAGAAGCUGCUGGAGACAGAGGAGCAGGCCACCUUCCUGGUGGGAGGCGCCAUCCCUCGCUACCUGUACCUGGCCAGCAACCACAGCAACAAGUGGGGUCACCGGGGCUACCGCAUCCAGGUGCACAGCUUUGCUGGAGAGCCGCUGCCACAGAACAGCUCCAUGGAGAGAGGCUUCAGCUGGGGGAGGUACCAGAUGGCGGUAACCCAGAGGAAGGAGGAGGAUCCCAGUAGCACCAGCAUCUACAAUUUGAAUGACCCUUGGACACCCACUGUGGACUUCACUGACUUCAUCAACAAUGAGACCAUUGCAGGGCAGGACUUGGUGGCCUGGGUGACAGCUGGUUGUCUGCACAUCCCACAUGCAGAGGACAUUCCUAACACAGUGACUGUGGGGAACGGCAUGGGCUUCUUCCUCCGACCCUACAACUUCUUUGACGAAGACCCCUCCUUCUACUCUGCCGACUCCAUCUACUUCCGAGAGGACCAGGAUGCUGGGGCCUGUGAGGUCAACCCCCUGGCUUGCCUGCCCCAGGCUGCUGCCUGUGCCCCUGACCUCCCUGCCUUCUCCCAUGGGGGCUUCUCUCACAACUAGGCAGUCCCUGGGAUGGGGCACGUGGCCAAGGGCUCCAGGGCCAGGGCAUGAGGGAUGGGGAGCAGCUGGGCACUGGGCCGGCAGCCUGGUUUCCUCUCCCCUGCACGAGGACUUUCUUCUACUGCCCUCCCUCGCAUCCCCCUCUAUGCCAGGAGCCUCCUAAGCCUGUGAUGGCUGCCACAGGGGACACUCAGCCCUGUGGAUGCCAGCUGUGCUGAGUUCCCAUCCAGAGAGUCGAAGCAUGGCCCAGCCUGGAGCCUGGAGCCUGGAGCCUUGGCCAAGCAUUUCCCUAGACCACUCCUGGUUUUCUUAACAGUUUUUUUUUUUUUUUUCCCCAAUGACACAUAAUUUACAUACCAUAAAAUUCAUCCCUUUAAAGCA